CGAUGCCUUGAGGAAUAUGAACGCAGCCUACAACACAUUUUAGAAGAAAAGAUGCGUACUGAGGUAGCUGCUAAAGAAUCGGUCGCUGAGUUGGUAUCCGAACGAGACCAAGCUCUCGAAGAGAUGGCUACAAUCGAGAAGGCCUUUGGUGACCUUCAUCGACGUUUUGAAAAAUCAAAACAAGUAAUUGAUGGUUUCAAGCAGGUUAGUGCGCUACGCCUCAUUUCACUGUAA
Protopolystoma xenopodis is the source of this 234-nucleotide messenger RNA. The record is from the annotation of a GenBank genome assembly. NCBI's taxonomy places the organism in Eukaryota, Metazoa, Platyhelminthes, Monogenea, Polystomatidea, Polystomatidae.